Messenger RNA from Phoenix dactylifera (date palm), 1632 nucleotides. The record is from RefSeq and is a predicted model, not a curated record. NCBI's taxonomy places the organism in Eukaryota, Viridiplantae, Streptophyta, Magnoliopsida, Arecales, Arecaceae.
AUGAGCCCGUGGGUCCCUGAUUUCGAGCCUGGGGACGACACGGUGAAGAGGGCUUUGGUGUGGCUCCGGUUGCCGCGGUUGCCCCCGGAGUACUGGUCGACCUCGACCAUACUUCAUAUAGCGGCGCGGGCGGGCCAGCCGGUAGCGGUGGACGGCGUCACUGAGCAGCAGGCGGCGAUGGGUUUCACCCGAGUAAAAGUGGCGAUCGACACCACUGAACCACUGCGGCCCGGCGUUCUGAUACAGGGGAAGACGAAGGUGCGGUGGCAGCCCUUCGUCUUCGAGAAUGUCCCGACCAUUUGCUCUCGCUGUGGGCGGAUGGGGCACGUGGGAGCGGCGUGCCGUUUUCCGGCGGAGUCCAGCGCACACAGGGAGGCGCCCCCGGUGGCUACGGAGAUGGGGGGAAUGGCGGAUCCACCGACCCCGGGUGGCGGUGAGGAGGCCCAGGGGCCGGUCUACGGCCCCUGGAUGGUGGCUACGCGGCAGAAGAUCCCACGGGGUGAUUUGCUGCCGCGGCCGGGGGUGAUGACCGGACCCGAUCCUGGGGCUGGGUCAUCCUCGAGACCACCGCCAUCUCCGGCGAACCAGCAGCUUGCGCCGACUGCUCCGGUGUCCCCGGCGGACACGGAGGGCUGGCAAAAGCCAGCCAAGUUGGCGCGCCGCCGGUCGCCACCGGCGGCGGAGGGGGAUGGGCUUCUUUUGGCUCCUCCGCCUGCUUUUCCUCAGGACGACCCGGCCGACUGGCUCGGGGACGACCUGCUCGAGCCGACAGACUCGGUACCGAGUCUUGACUCGGGGAUGAGCUCUGAGCUCGCACUGCCGCGGGCUGAUCCGGGGACGGGUGGAUCAGCUGCGGCCCGGGCCCAGUCACAGAAGAGGCCCAGGCCGCCAGCGGCCCAGGGCCUGCAACGGGGCCCGGGAAUGAUGGGCCCGCUGGCCCACGCGCAUCACGCGGUGGGCCAACGGGCUGAUCUGGUGCCGGCCCAACGCGCCCGGGCCCAGGGGACGGGGCGCCGGGGUCGCAGGCCGGCGGGUGCGACCAGAGGCGCGCCCGCAGCACGGGGCGCGCAGCGUGCCCGUUCAGCCCCGGGCCUGCGAGCUUCUCCAGCGGUGGGGGAGCGGGCCCGGGACCUGAUGGGCCAGGCAGCCCUGCCUGUGAGGUCUGAGGGCGGCCCAUGGGCCCAGGGCCCACACGCCCAGGGCACGGGAGAUCUACGGGUGCUCCUCGGGGCGGGCCCGGAGGCCCAGUUUCUGUUGGGCGAUCGCUCUCAGUCUGACAUGGGGGUGGGGGCCCACAUUGCGCCUGACCAGCAGGCCGGCGGCAAGACGACUCCAGUCUUCCGUUUUGGGCCUCUGCCUUCAGACUUGGGUCAGCCAGUGGAUGCGGCCUCAUGCGGACACGAGGCGGGGGGUCUUUCCGCCCCUUCCGCGGAGGCCGAGUCACUACUGUUGGGUGGGGGUACGGACUUACCCACUGUUGUGCAGCGUGUUAGGGCAGCAGUCAUGAGUGCUGCUCUCUCUGCACACGGGGGGGAGGAGGAGGGGGGCGGCCAGGGCGUCGAGCCGGUGGCUGUCCCUGUGACCCUAGGGGAGGAUGGGUCAGAGGCCGACUACGUGGACUGUGACCCAUGA